AUUCGGCCGCCGAGGCUGAGGUGCGGUCACCACCGCGACUUCUGUCACUCACGCCGACUUUCGACCACCCAAUCGCAACUCUUGGCACAACCCACGAAAUCCAAAUUUGCACACAUCUCGAAUGCACAAACACAUUCUCCUCACGACACCACGACAGUCAAGAUGGGCGCCCACAAAUACCUCGAGGAGCUUCAAAAGAAGAAGCAGAGCGAUGUCAUUCGCUUCCUGCUCCGCGUGCGCUGCUGGGAGCUCCGUCAAUUGAACGUCAUCCACCGCGCAUCCCGCCCCUCGCGACCCGACAAGGCCAGACGCCUGGGAUACAAGGCCAAGCAGGGCUAUGUCAUCUACCGCGUGCGUGUGAGGAGAGGUGGAAGGAAGAGGCCUGUGCCCAAGGGUGCCACAUACGGCAAACCCACCAACCAGGGUGUCAACCAACUCAAAUACCAACGCUCCCUCAAGUCCACUGCCGAAGAGCGUGUGGGCCGCCGCUGCGCCAACUUGCGCGUGCUCAACAGCUACUGGGUCAACCAAGACAGCACCUACAAGUACUACGAGGUCAUCCUCGUCGAUCCCCAGCACAAGGCCAUUCGCAAGGACUCGCGCAUCAACUGGAUCGUCAACCCCGUCCACAAGCAUCGCGAGGCUCGUGGAUUGACGGCGACGGGCAAGAAGAGCAGAGGGUUGAACAAGGGCCAUCGCUACAACAACACGAAGAAGGGCCGACGGCACACGUGGAAGUUGCAAAACACCCUGCAGCUGUGGCGUUACAGGUAGACGGUGUGAGGUGGUGGUGGUCAAAGGGACAAUGGCAUUACGACAGUGUAGUUCAGCCCGUCCAAAAUCAGCGUGUUCUUUCAGUAUCAAUCAUCUGUGCUCUCCAUCGGG
Messenger RNA from Neohortaea acidophila, 885 nucleotides. RefSeq names its product 60S ribosomal protein L15. NCBI's taxonomy places the organism in Eukaryota, Fungi, Ascomycota, Dothideomycetes, Mycosphaerellales, Teratosphaeriaceae. Gene Ontology annotation, molecular function: structural constituent of ribosome; RNA binding. Bases 163 to 774 code for a protein of 203 amino acids. The transcript is spliced from 4 exons. Gene Ontology annotation, cellular component: ribosome; cytosolic large ribosomal subunit. Gene Ontology annotation, biological process: cytoplasmic translation. The record is from RefSeq and is a predicted model, not a curated record.